Molecule: messenger RNA, 2248 nt
Organism: Brachypodium distachyon (stiff brome)
Lineage: Eukaryota; Viridiplantae; Streptophyta; Magnoliopsida; Poales; Poaceae
Product: protein KINESIN LIGHT CHAIN-RELATED 2
Exons: 2
Coding region: 132-1976 (614 amino acids)
Molecular function (GO): protein binding
Source: RefSeq, a predicted model, not a curated record
GCACGCAGUUCCGAGUUAGGAGCAAUGGAAGCUUACAAGCCCAAGCCCAUUCCCCCACUUUCGAGAGUUCCACCCUUCCCCCAUUCACCGCCGGCUACCAGCCGCCGCCGGGAACCCGAUCGCCGUUCGCCAUGGCGCUACGGAGAGCAGUCUCCCUCCUCCUGAGACAACGCCCGCGGACCACCAUCGUCCCGACCUUGGUGCCCAAAGCCCUAAACCCCCCGCUGCUCCCCUACCCACGCCGCCACUUCUCCCCGCGUCCGCCGCCGCCCCUCCCGGCUUCGGCCGCGGCCGUCGCGGACGCCGCAGAGGAGGCGUUCGAGGCGGCCUCCUCCACCAACGACCUCUUCGCCGCCUUCUCCCGCCUCGAGGCCGCGGUCCCGCCGUCCGACAAGCGCCUCGCGCUCGCCUGCCUCAAGCUCGGCCAGCACCUCGACUCCUCCGCAUCCGGUGACCCCUCCCGCGUCCUCAAGCUCGCCCUCCGCUCCGUCGGGAUCCUCGAGUCCGGCUCCAGGUCCUCCGACUCCGACGCCGUCUCGCUCGCCAUGGCGCUCCACCUCGCCGGCUCCGCUUCCCUUGACCUCACCCGCUUCCACGACGCGCUCUCCUUCCUCUCCCGCUCCCUCCGCCUCCUCUCCCCGCUCCUCCCUUCUAAAGUAGAAGAAGGCUCCUCCUCCGCCUCUGGGGACGACUCCCAAGGGUUCGACGUGAGGCCCGUGGCGCACGCGGUGCGGCUGCAGCUGGCCAACGUGAAGACGGCGCUGGGGAGGCGGGAGGAGGCGCUCGUGGACCUGAGGGCCAGCCUGGACCUCAAGGAGGCCAUCCUACCGCCGGGCAGCCGGGAGCUCGGUGCCGCGUACCGGGACCUGGCCGAGGCGCAUGCCGGCGUGCUCGACUUCAAGCAGGCGCUGCCGCUGUGCCAGAGGGCGAUGGAGCUACACGAGUCCACGCUGGGCAAGAACUCUGUGGAGCUCGCGCACGACAGGCGGCUGCUCGGCGUGAUAUACACCGGUCUGGAGCAGCACGAGCAGGCGCUGGAGCAGAAUGAGAUGUCGCGCAAGGUGAUGAAGAAUUGGGGCGUGGCUGACGCGGAGCUCCUGCAUGCCGAGAUCGAUGCGGCCAACAUCAAGAUUGCGUUGGGGAAGUUUGACGAGGCUGUAAGCGUGUUGAAAGAUGUCGCCAAGAAGGUGGAGAAGGAUAGCGAGGUGCGAGCUUUAGUUUUCAUAUCGAUGGCAAAGGCACUUGCCAACCAGGAGAAGGUCGGGGACACGAAGAGGUGCUUGGAGAUUGCUUGUGACAUUCUAGAGAAGAAGGAAUUGUCUGCACCCGACAUGGUGGCCGAAGGGUAUGUGGAGGUAUCCUCGCUAUACGAGAUGGUGAAUGAAUUUGACAAGGCAAUAUCUUUGAUGAAGAGGAGCUUGGGGAUGCUCGAGAGGAGCCCUCAGGCACAACACUUGGAGGGGAAUGUUGCCGCUAGGAUUGGGUGGCUAUUGCUUCUGACAGGGAAGGUGACUGAGGCCGUCCCAUAUUUGGAGGAUGCAGUGGAGAGGAUGAAAGAAAACUUUGGGCCGAAGCAUUAUGGGGUAGGGUAUGUGUAUAACAACCUCGGGGCCGCGUAUAUGGAGAUGGACCGUCCCCAGUCUGCUGCACAGAUGUUUGCACUCGCAAAAGAAGUCAUGGAUGUUUCCUUAGGGCCUCACCAUUCAGAUACAAUUGAGACCUGCCAGAGCCUCGCUAAUGCAUACAAUGCAAUGGAAAGCUAUGCCCUAGCUAUGGAGUUCCAAAAGCGAGUGGUUGAUUCAUGGCGAAGUCAUGGUCCCAGUGCUAGGGAUGAGCUCAAGGAAGCUGUUCGCCUCUAUGAGCAGAUCAAGAUGAAGGCUCUAGCAUUCCUAUCACCUGAGGAUUCAGCAAUUGCGUUGCCCGAACCUCGAGAGCAGGAAGUCAGUUCUGAUUCGGCCAAAGUUGCACAACAGUAAUUUCAAAUUUUCAUGCCUUGUACUCUUACUUUUUUUCUACUUCUAUCUCAUUUUGGUGUUCGGUGGUAGAAGAAACUUUGAGACUAUAAUGUAGCUACUUUAUGAUCCUGGCUGCCCAGUAAGUAGCAUUUUGUACCAUCUAGAAGCCUUAACAUUCUAUCAAAAGUAGUCAAAACUUUAGUACAUACAUCAUGACAAAGAGUAGGAACUCCAUGGAACUAUUUACUGUGGGUUAUCAUUCUACAUAAAGCAGUACAAAGAUCUUUGGUUAA